AUGUACGCCGCAGUAGCUUUGAUAUAUCUAGUCGCCGCUGGCGCUUACGCCCAAAACUGUCCAAGCCAAGAGACCAUCUUCAAUACUCUCUCUCAUAACUGCGCAUCUGACGCUACACAAGUUGGCACUAUGCGCUACAAGGACGGUAAUCUCCAGGUGUGCGACGGGAAGGGAUACAAUAACCUCGGCGAUGGUGUCAGCUACCUUCCACCAUUAGGGGGAAAAGAGAAUCCUGGAAAGUCCUGCGGGGAUAUCCUUAACAAGCGCAUGGACGCAAAAAGCGGUGUGUACUUCAUCAAGCCCCGCGAUGCGGUCAUCAAGGUGUACUGUUACAUGAAGUCCAUGUGUGGCUCAAAGGGCUGGGCUAUGGUCAUGAAGAUCGACGGAAACAAUAAAACGUUCAGAUACGACUCUGCUCUAUGGUCAAACAAAGAAGCUUUCAACCCUUCCGGUGCCGACGGAGGACUCGAUAAAGUAGAGACGAAACUAACAACCUACUCAGAAUUCCCCAUGAGCAAGCUGUGUACUGGGUGGAAUACAAAUGGCGAUACAAGAUGGGGUCUUGUUAACUACGACUCCGCCUCUCUUUACGGGCUUAUCGCUGACGGCAAAUACCGCACUAUGAGUCAGGAACGAAAGUUCUGGAAGGCCAUGGUUCCUGUUUCAUCACUACAGAAUCACUGCAAUAGCGAGGGCUUCAUCGUGUUCUCGGGCGGUAAUGGAGGAAAAGCCAGGAUCGGCAUCAUUUCAAACAAUGAGCUGGACUGCGGAUCGCCGGACUCCAGGCUUGGCUUGGGCACAAUGGGCAGCAGCUGUGGUAUGAAUAACGACAACUCGGCCGGCAACGAAGCCAGAUGUGACCAAUUAGAUAACGGAGAGAAAAGCAUCAAGAGCUUUGGGUAUAUCUUCGCCCAGGAACGCCUGGCAGAUGCCCCGCUCGGCUCAUUUGAUGAGCCCGCUACACCCUGCAAGGCGAUUGUCGCCGCUAGACCAAUACGUUUGGAUAAGAUUCAUCAUAUUGAAAGGAUGAGAUGGAGCUGAACCCCAUGCCUAUUGCUGGUGGUCUGGACACGACCGAGAUGAAGCUCAGUACAUACUCCAAGUUUCCCAUAUCGAAGCUUUUCCUCGGAAUCAAGUUCUGCUCUAAGUACAACUGGCUGCCGUUGGACAUACUCACACGAUCUAGAGUAUCUUUGCACGGGAUCAUCUCCUUUGGCAGUUACAAGGGCACCAUCAUCCCACGAGACGACUGGAAAAAGCUCGUACCAAAUGCAUCUCUUCAGAAAAAUUGCAACAUGCAAGGAUUUAAUGUGAACCCUCAACCAAAACAUGGGGCAACAAUCCCAGCACGGGCACGAAUCGGUAUCGUCUCCAAUAACGAGAAUGAUUGCAAAUCGCCCGACUCUUUCUUCGGAUUUGGUACCCACUGUGGUAUAAAGGAUAUCUCCGUUGGUAACGAAGCCAGACGCAAUUGUUUUGCUGAUAAUGGCGACAUAAGCGCCGCUGCGUGGGCUACAUUCUCGCUCAGUAAUCCCUACAACGCGGGUGCAUUGGGUAGAAAUUACUUAUAGCUGAUAAAUAGGGUAAUUAGUACGUAGCAUUACUUAUGACCUUUGCUCUUAGCUUGGCGUGAAAAAUUGAUGAGCAGUUUAUUACUGUGAGAAGUCAUAAAUUAAACAAGAUUGAUAGAAGAUGAUAUGCAGGAAAAAACACUUGUAUUGAAAUAUCACCAAUCUGUCACGCCGAAUUUGCUGCUGAUCAUGUGUUUUGGUAAGAGAAUCUAGUAG
Nematostella vectensis (starlet sea anemone) is the source of this 1787-nucleotide messenger RNA. RefSeq lists its product as uncharacterized. The coding region runs from base 1 to 1041 and encodes 346 amino acids. The transcript has 6 exons. The record is from RefSeq and is a predicted model, not a curated record. Lineage: Eukaryota; Metazoa; Cnidaria; Anthozoa; Actiniaria; Edwardsiidae. Gene Ontology annotation, molecular function: oligosaccharide binding.